Molecule: messenger RNA, 4770 nt
Organism: Fonticula alba
Lineage: Eukaryota; Rotosphaerida; Fonticulaceae
Exons: 3
Coding region: 1-4770 (1589 amino acids)
Biological process (GO): regulation of DNA-templated transcription
Molecular function (GO): sequence-specific DNA binding; DNA-binding transcription factor activity
Source: RefSeq, a predicted model, not a curated record
AUGGCCGGCGCGGCCUCUGUCCGGGUGUCUGUCCUGUCGCCCAUGCGCGAUAGCGUGCGCGGGUCUCGGCAAAGCUCGGUCCCUGUGAGCCCGAUCGCUGCGGACUCGACGGCCGCCGCGGCCGAAAGGCGCAUGGCCAUGGCGGCCGCCGGCUACUCCGCCCUGCAAACCGACGCCUUCGAUCAGACGGCCGCCGAGUCAGCCGGCUUCCCCAGCCACGUUUCGCCCCUCCUCGCGGCCGCCGUGUACGAUGCACGUCGGUCCGUGCGCUUUGCCACGUCGGGAUCGCGCGUGGCACGGCCCGGUGCCGCGAGCAACCCCGGUGCCGCCCCCUCGUCGCCACUGGCGGGGGGUCCUGCCAGUGGCACGCCGCCGGCAAGCGGGUUCAGCAUCAUCGGCAAUGGGCCGCCCAUCUGGCAGACAGCCUCCCCGGCCAUGCUCGAGGCGUCGGCCGCGGCCGAGGCUGCCGCCGAGAAACGCGCUGCCUCCGGGGCCGGGGCCAAUGUCACCGCCACCACCGCCGUCAUGUCCCUGUGUCGCGAUACCGACAGCCUGCCACCCGAAGCACACUCCCUGGCGCAGCAAGUUGGCGCCGGUGCCGGCCCCGGCGGAGGGAGAACCUCCAGUGCCACGCCCCCUCCGGGGCUCGGUGAUCGCCGGUCACCUGGGCCCAUCUCCCUGGCUGCCGGGGCAACGGCCGCCGCUGCCGAGGGCGUCCACGAGGAUGGUUAUCGUUGGCGGAAGUACGGCCAGAAGCAACGCCGGUCGAGUCCCUUCCCCAAGGCCUACUUCCGGUGCACCGGUCCCGGGUGCCCUGCCAAAAAGCAAAUCGAGGUCAUGGUCCUCGGGGAUCAGCGCCUCACGAGCUCCGUCUAUCGCGGGCAGCACAACCACAAUGCGCCGCAGCUCACCCGGCUUAGUGCUCACGACCAGACCAGCUUCCGCAAGAGUGUUGCCAGCGAGGGGCAAAUGGCGCCAACCGAGCCGGGGUUUGCCUUUUCCCCUGCCCUCUUCCUGACCGCCAGCAAUCCGGGCGCGGCCGGCAUUCACGGGGCCGGCGGCUCCGGUGCCGGUGACGAGGGCGCAGCCCAAGUGAAUACCACGCGCUUGGUGGUUGCCAGCGAUGCGUCCAUGAUCGACGCCAUGGAUGACGGGUACAUUUGGCGCAAGUAUGGACAGAAGGCCGUUCGCGGGGCGCCCUUCCCCCGCGCAUACUAUCGCUGCACGACCAAAGGAUGCCCUGUGAAGAAGCAGAUCCGCCGAGGCUAUGGCCAAGUCAUCUCCAGUUAUGAGGGAGUGCACAAUCACCCGCCACCGCGGCAGGAUGGAGGCCGCGAGCGGGCCGGCUCAGCCACCGCCGGGGCCGAGCCCGGCUCCCCGGGAGGCGGGGACACCAAGCAUCGUAAGCGCCGUAGCUCGCCCUCCUCGUCGCCCCUCAAGCGGGGUUUGUCCCUGGCCGCCGGCACCAAGAAGGCCUCAAAGCAGCAGCAGCAGCAGCAGCAGCCGGAUUCGCAGCUGGCUCGCAAGCCCGUGAAGAAGGAGCCCGGGCCGGCCGGGUCGGAGGGCCAUCCACCCGGAGGAGGAGCCGACCCAAUGAUGCUCGAGGCCGCCAGGCAGUCCAUUGCCGCCGGCGGUGGAGGCCCGGCAUCGGGUCCCCAUCCAUCAGCGCUCUUCGGGGCUGGUCCCGGGGUCAUGGGGUUCUACUUCCCCGGCCCGGAGGGGGUCAUGCUCGAUGCUCGAUUGGCCCCGGCCCAUGCUCCUCACCUGGGGGGCGGGCACUAUGGCUACCCAUCCGGCCCGCCGCUGAGCGUCACCGGCCCCGGUGGCGGGGGCAACGCCUCGCGCGUCAUUUCCCCGGCCACCUCUCCCGGCUCGGCCGGGGAGGAUGGCAGUGGGCGCUCGGCCGCUGCGAAGCAGGCAGCUGCCGCCGCCGCCGCCGCCGCCGCCUACGACACGAGCCUCUACUUGGACUUGGGCCUGCCUUCCGAAAAUCCGAUGGAUGGCUCGGGGCUUGGCGGGGGGAUGGCCGCUCGUGGGCCGGGCGACGGGGCCGGCCACCGUCCAGCAGGGGGAUCCCUUCCCCACGGGAUGGCCAGCGGCCCGGGCGGUGCAGGGCCGGGCCCCAUGCCGGGCUACAACCUCGCCGGUGGUGGGCCCAGCUAUGGCAUGGUCGAUCCCAAUGCAGGCUACCUGCCGGGAGCCGGUCGCCUCGGCGGCCCUCCGGGACCGGAAUAUGGCUCCGGGCCACCCAUGAUGAUGCCUGGACCAGGCUCCGACAAGCAGCAGGGGCUGUACAUGCCGGAAGACGGCUCAUCGGCUGCUGCUGCGGCGGCGGCGGCGGCGGCAGCGGCCGCCGCCGCCUAUUACACCAGCCGGGGGGGCAUGCUUACUCCGCCGCCCUCCUCGACCUACCGAUCCUCCGAGGGGCCGGAUACGGCCGACACGUCCCCUGUCGGGGUGGCACCCGGCACCGGAGCCGGUCCCUUCCGCCAUGCUGGAGUCAUCGGCCCGCGUGGAGGACAUCCUCACGCGGGCCCACCACACUCCCAGCAGCCGAUGUUGCAUUCGCACGGGCACCCGGGCUCCGGCUUCCAUCUAGGUCAUCCUCACCUGGCUGGCAUGGGCCAGCAUCAGUCCCAGUUCCACCAACCGCAGCAACGGCCGCAGCAGCAGCCGCCGCAGCAGCCGCAGCAGCCGCCGCCGCCGCACCAACACCACCCGCACCAGCAACACCACCAGCAUCAGCAUCCGCAGCAGCAGCAACAACAGCCGCCGCAAGGCCAGUACCAGUCCCAGUUCCCACAGCCGCAGUACCCUUCCACCCACCAGCAGCAGCAGCAGCAGCAGCAGCAGCAGCAGCAGCUUCAGCAACAACAGCAACAGCCACAGCACAUGCUCCAGCAGUCCUCGCAGCAACAGCACCUGAUGCAAGGCUUCGACUUGUCGGCCAAGCACUAUGGUGCUCCGGGACCCGGGCCGGGCGGAUGGCACGCGUCCGAGACCCCAGCGUCCGGGAUGCCGUGGCAGCGCCCGAGUGCAAGCGAGCAAAUGCACUUCUUCGAGCCGCCGGGCACCGCCGGGUACUUUGCCAACGGAAACGGCGGCAACGGGUACAUCUCACAGGGCGGUCUGGAUGCUGCGGGGGGUGCCCCUCCGGAUGCCGGGCUUCGGGGGAUGGAGAAGUUCUUCCAGUCCGGCCCCGGCGUCGAUGAGGGAGCCGGCGGCCCGUAUGGGGCUCAGGAGCUGGCCCCCGGCGGGGACCCGACUCGCCGCGGGUCGACAGCCGGAGGCGGGGAGUCCUACUUCCCGGAUCUCGCCACCGGCGAAGACCCACAUCUGCACCUUCGUCACCAUCAGGCGCUGAUGCAACAACCGCUCCAGCAGCCGGCCCCGCACCAGCAACAGCUGUACCAGCAGCCCCACAUGCUGACCACGGGCGGCCACUCGCAGGAGGGGGCGACCGAGCACCGGACCCAUCGCCAAUCUCCUGCUGGUGGCCAGAUGCAUCCGGGCGGCCUGUCCAGCCCCCCGGCGAGGGGCGGCCCUGAUGGCUAUCUCCUCCCCCAGGAGCCAGGGGCUUUCCUUGCUGGCGAUGAUCCGGCCGGCUCGGUGUCGGAUCCCACCGGCCAGCCGAGCAUGUUGGAUUACAAUCCCAAAGUCUAUGACACCGGCCCGGGCAUGGCCGAAUCUCAGGCCAACCGGCCGGGCCCCUUCCACCUGGAUUUGGAUCUCGGCCCCGAUAUGGGUGUCCCUGGCGGCGGGUUAGCCAGUCCGGGGAUUGGUGGUGGGCCCGGCGGCCCGGGUGACCCAGGCGCUCGCUGGUUUGCCGGGUCGCCACCCCCAGCCGGGAUCCCUCCCCCGAAGAAGGACCACCAGAUCAAUGAGCCCAGUGCCCGGGGCUCCGGUCGCCUAAGUGGCGGUCUUGGGGAUCCCUCUGGCAGCCUCUUUGGCCCGGAGGAUGACGCGCUCGCCGGAAGGCCACACGGUCCGAAUGGCCGACGCCCGAGUGACCUUCGAAGUGUCGAUGAGAUCACCAAAAGCGGCGACGACGACAUGGAUGGCGAACUGUUCGGCGGGGGAGGAACUAGCCCUGGUGGGGGGAGCGCAGACCUCGGCGGCCGAGGCGGCAACCCCUCAGCAGGCAAUUCCGACAAAAAUUUGCUUCUCUACACGGAGACCGGCUUCCUCUCCGGCUAUGACGACUGGACCGGCACCGAUCCUGGGGACACCGAGGUCGCGGCCUCCAGAUCCGCCGGGGGACCGUCGGUGGUCUCUGCGGUCCCCGGUGGAGAUCCACCCGGCGGCAUGGAAUACGACCCCUAUCUCCGGUCGCCAUCGGACUUUUCGAACACCAUCAAAACCACAUCCCCGGGUCUCCAGCAGCCAUCCCGGCUGGAGGAGGUCACUGGGACACCUGGCGGCGCGGCCGCCAAGAACUCGAUGUCUACCAGCGGCGGCGCGGGCGGCAGCGGCGGCGGCGGGAGUGGCGGCGCGGCCGCCGCCACCGGGGCUGAAAGAUCCCCCUCCAGGAAGGCAGCUGGCUCCCCGGGGAAGUCCCCAUCCAGGAAGUUGGCCCUGCCAAAUGGUGCGAACGACUCGGCUAUCCCGUCUGUUGUUACCGCCCGCCAAGCGACCGGGUUGGGUGCCGCCAGCAAGCCCCCCUCUCGUCCCCCCUCCAUGAUGCUCUCUAAUGAGGAUCUCUCCCUUGAGCGCCGGCCACUGGCGGUGGAGCCGCCGCCGCUGGAGGACACGGCCGGGCCGCAAUAUUGA